Messenger RNA from Talaromyces rugulosus, 714 nucleotides. RefSeq lists its product as uncharacterized. NCBI's taxonomy places the organism in Eukaryota, Fungi, Ascomycota, Eurotiomycetes, Eurotiales, Trichocomaceae. Bases 1 to 714 code for a protein of 237 amino acids. The record is from RefSeq and is a predicted model, not a curated record. The transcript is spliced from 2 exons.
AUGAGCCCAUUCGUGCGCGUGCGCGUACCAGAGAUGGAGCAAAAUUACGGAAUCACCCCCAACGAAUGGAUUGUCUUUCUCGACAAAUUCAACGAAGCGUGGAUGGCGAACCCAGCCCUCCAAGUCGCCAACCAAGCAGGCAACAUUGCCGGCAUGGCCCCGUCCAUGAUCGCCCAGAUAGUCGGUGUGGGUGUCAACGUGACUGCUAGCAUUGGCUCGGCAGUUAUCACCAAAGUGCGCACAAAGAAGUACCUGGCAAAGGCAAACGAAAAGCUCUUCAAUCCAAAGGGCUUGCAUGUCCAGGUCUGUAAGACGGAGAAGAUGCUCGAGUAUGUUGGCUUGAGUGGUCAAGACAAUGUCUUUUCUCGGUACAAGCAGGCCUUUGAGUAUACGCAGAUGAGCGCUCCUAUGAUACAGGGAAAUAACAACCCUACUUUGCAGCGCAUGCAAUCGCUGGGUAACCGAGUUAUGACCAUAUCAUUCGAUAAUGUAGAGGCUCCGACUAAGCCUGAGGGGAUGAAAAGAAUGCCAAGGAGCAGCGGAGAGCAGGCAGGAGAGCAGGUCGGGGGGAGCUCUCGGAGGGAGGAGAGGAAUGAGAAGAAGAAGGAAAAGGAGACCAAAAAAAUCCGGUGGCUUGUGAUUGCGCCAAAGGAACAGGUUGCUGGAAAGGAUAACGAUCGGGAUUCGGACGAGGAGAAAUCAGAGAAGAAUUGA